Messenger RNA from Monoraphidium neglectum, 361 nucleotides. Its product is annotated as Dynein heavy chain 7, axonemal. The annotation marks the transcript as partial. NCBI's taxonomy places the organism in Eukaryota, Viridiplantae, Chlorophyta, Chlorophyceae, Sphaeropleales, Selenastraceae. The record is from RefSeq and is a predicted model, not a curated record. Gene Ontology annotation, cellular component: dynein complex. The transcript is spliced from 4 exons. Gene Ontology annotation, biological process: microtubule-based movement. Gene Ontology annotation, molecular function: minus-end-directed microtubule motor activity; dynein light intermediate chain binding; dynein intermediate chain binding.
AUGCCGCACCCGCGCGGUCAAUCCGCACCGCAGGCGACCCAGCUCUACGAGAUGGUGGUGGUGCGCCACGGCCUGAUGCUCGUGGGGGACGCCAUGAGCGGCAAGUCGUGCGCGCUGCAGUGCCUGGCGGGCGCCCUGGGGGACCUCAAGGACUCGGGGGUCGAGGGGCCCCUCUACCAGCGCGUCGCGGUGCGCAGCAUCAACCCCAAGGCCGUCACCAUGGGCCAGCUGUACGGCGAGGCUGAUAAGGCGACCCAAGAAUGGAAGGACGGCGUGCUCGCGGUCACCUUCAGGUACUGCCCACCAUGGCUCGUGCUGGACGGCCCAGUCGACGCCCUCUGGAUAGAGAACAUGAACACGG